AGAUGCAUCUGGACAACAGCAGCAUCGGGUCAUGGCGAGGUGUCCUUAGCUUUAUCAAGUACGGAGGGAAAGUCUUUGAGUCGCAGACCUGAGCAUUUCUUUUGUAUCGGUGAUAAUUUCAAAUAACCCUUAAUAUUCUUCAUUAUGAUUACGAGUAAUUUUUAAGGUAAUUGUUUGAUUGAGACUGUCUAGCACGCGGUGCGCUCAGUGCGCGCAGUGACGCAGAGGGGAAGAGUCUUUUACUUUGAUGCCUGCUCCUGCUGUGCAUCAAACUACAAUAACAUUCUUGUCUCUUACAGCUGUGCUGGAAGUAGUACAACACAGACAUUAUGUCUGCCUGUUAUAGGAUGAAUAAUGUCACCUAUUCCCCCUGGCAGCGGUAACCUGUAUUUCUCGCUGUGCGUAACUGAACUGAAACUUUACGCACAAACACCAAACCUCUCCAAAUUGUGUUUCUCUUCCCUCAUCUCCAGCCCAUGCACGCGGAGGUGUCAGCUAUAGUUUCGGUGGAGAACUCUCGCUUGUCCGGUUUUUGUCUGCGAGAUUGGCGUCCUUAUCCAAGCGCACCAACUCAGACCAGUGGCUCCGCAAGAACCCGCAGGGGGCCGUGAGAGCACCGGGCCAGCGUGGGCUUCGUAUACGCCACAGAGAAGAUGAAUAUCCAGGUUCUCCCAGAACACAAGCUCUCGUCAGUAGCCCCACUGAAACAGUGCAAUGUGGAGAAAAAAGAGGUAGAACUGAUACUGGUGAAGGACCAGAAUGGCGUUCAGUACACCAGUUCCUCCAUCAUUCCAACCCCCGGCCACCACGGAGGUCCGCCCGGAUGCGAUGAAAGCCGGGAAACUUGGGGCAAGAAAAUAGACUUUCUCCUGUCGGUGAUUGGCUUCGCAGUGGAUCUGGCCAAUGUUUGGAGAUUCCCUUACUUGUGCUAUAAAAACGGAGGGGGUGCCUUUUUGAUCCCCUACAUUCUGUUCUUGGUCAUUGCGGGGAUGCCAUUGUUCUACAUGGAACUUGCCUUGGGCCAGUACAACAGAGAAGGGGCAGCUACAGUGUGGAAAAUAUGCCCUGUUUUUAAAGGUGUGGGCUACACCGUGAUCAUCAUAGCGCUGUAUGUAGGCUUCUACUACAAUGUCAUCAUUGCCUGGUCCCUGCACUACCUGUUCUCCUCCAUGACCAGAGACCUGCCGUGGCUCAAAUGUGGCAAUAUCUGGAACAGUGAGAACUGCACGGACCCCAAAGCCAUCAACAGCUCCGUCAUUGGCAAUGGAACAUCUUAUGCCAAGUACAAGAUAACCCCGGCAGCAGAGUACUAUGAACGGGGUGUGCUGCAUCUACAUGAGAGUAGAGGUAUCCAGGACCUCGGAUUACCUCGCUGGGAGCUGACUUUGUGUCUGGUGGUGGUGGUCUUCAUCCUCUACUUCAGCCUGUGGAAAGGAGUCAAGUCCUCAGGGAAGGUGGUGUACAUCACAGCUACCAUGCCCUAUGUGGUCCUUUUCGUAUUGUUGAUUCGAGGUGUUACUCUACCAGGCUCCAUGGACGGCAUCAGGGCCUACCUCCACAUUGACUUUCAACGGCUCAACAAUCUAGAGGUGUGGAUUGAUGCUGCCACUCAGAUAUUCUACUCACUCGGAGCAGGAUUCGGGGUGCUCAUUGCAUUUGCCAGUUAUAACAAAUUUGACAACAACUGCUACAGGGAUGCUCUCUUGACCAGCACUGUGAACUGCGUCACCAGUUUCUUCUCAGGGUUUGCUAUCUUCUCUGUGCUCGGAUACAUGGCUAACAAACACAAUGUGAGAGUAGAAGAUGUGGCAACAGAAGGUGCUGGAUUGGUGUUUAUCAUCUACCCUGAGGCAAUUUCUACACUGCCGGGCUCAACAUUUUGGGCCAUUGUGUUCUUCAUCAUGUUGCUGACUCUUGGCAUUGACAGUUCGAUGGGAGGCAUGGAGGCGGUCAUCACAGGCCUCACGGAUGAUUUUAAAAUCCUCAAAAGAAACAGGAAGCUCUUCACCUUUGCCACAGCCUUUGGAACCUUCCUGGUUGCCCUGUUCUGCAUCACUAAUGGUGGCAUCUAUGUGCUAACUAUUUUGGAUAAGUAUGCAGCUGGGACUUCCAUCUUAUUUGGUGUGUUGAUUGAAUCUGUUGGAGUGGCCUGGUUUUACGGUGUGGACCGCUUCAGUGAAGACAUUGAGAAAAUGAUGGGCUUCAAGCCAGGUCUCUACUGGAGGUUGUGCUGGAAAUUUGUCAGCCCAGUUUUUCUGUUGUUUGUUGUCAUAGCAAGUACGAUGACAUCAUCAAGCCUCAAGUAUGACGAGUACGUCUUCCCUUACUGGUGUAACAUGGUUGGCUGGGGCAUCGCCAUGUCCUCCAUGCUCUUUGUACCAUUCUACGCCAUUUAUAAAUUCCUCAGUGUUCCAGGAACAUUUAAACAGAGGAUAGCAUAUUGCAUCACUCCAGAAUAUGAACAUCACUUGGUGGCUGAAGGAAAUAUACGGCAAUUCAAACUGAGUCACUGGUUGGCAAUAUGAUGACCAACACCCAGAAUCCCCUCAUCUAUCCUUGCAUUUGGAGUUCCUGUGUUCCACUAGGGGUCGGACAGACAAGAAGAAAAACCGACUCCAACAUCUCCUGGCAUUCUUUGUUUCCUCCAUGUACUUUUACCACCUCAAGCUCUUGUUGUUUAAAGUAGCUUUAAGCACUCUGAUGUCAAAGUAAGGCCUCUUGACAUUUCCGUGCUACUCUACUACUUCAGCUUGUGAGAGAGGGGCAGUCAGCAGGAUAAAUAUGUACUGUUAUUCACCAUUGGGCGUCAUUAUGAUUCAGUAAUGCCUGUGAUGUAACUAAUUAUCUUCUGGAUGGGUCAGAAACUAAACUAUCUAAAUUCACUGCACGCUAACUUCAGACUGGGCUCAAUAAUUACAUUUUUAAACUUCUUUUAGUCCAAUGAUUAUUGUGUAUUUUGUUACUACUGUUGUCAGAGUAGCUUAUCUGUGUCAGUGCCUUAUCAAGCAAGACACUUCAUGUUUCUCACAGUCGGAACAGGAAGAUUAAAUAAACUGUGUAGGCUCAGGAACCCACUAAAUCAAACCACAGUUUAUUGAUGGCAAUCUCUGGAUUUGACUCUGUCCUGUGAUGUUCAAGUUUAAGAGCUGUGGUCAACAGUGCAUCAAGGUCAAGCUCGCAACAAGAAAAAUGGGCCAGAUAUUAUGCUCCUGUUACAGAAAAGGGAACUGCUCAUAUAUCAUAAAGCUUUAAAGAACGAAAGCAGGUUUUAUGCUUUAAGAAAGUCAGGGUCAUAACCAGGCCUUUGUUUGAAAUAAAGACCACAGCUAAACAUGGUCAGUGCCUGCCUGCUUACUGAAGGUAAGAAGUAAAAUAAAAUAAAAAUAGCAAAACAGAUGGCGUAACUGUUAGAGUUUUUGUAUAACUGUUUGACUUUCCUUGCAGACUUUUGUUGGUUCAGUUGUGUAGGAUGUGGCUUUUCCUCAAAAACAGCAAGAAAAAGUGUGUGUCUGUGUGCGUGGGUGUGCGUGUGUUUAUUGGGAUUUUGUUGCCAACCAUGAAGUAUGUUGUUAGUGUACAGUACAUGGAGAAAAGACAACUGUAAAAUGUCUUUUUCACUGCACUGUAUAUUAGAUAUUGUGUCAACGGUAUGCUAACAACUCUUGUAAUUUGAAACAUAUCCUGUGAUGGUCCAUUUUUUUUUCAUCAAUACAGAAGUGCCAAUAUGUUCCUUUAGGAAUUUUUGGAUGAUCUUACUUUUUUUUAUUUAUUGAAAUUAAGUUGAAUUUGGACCAUUAAUUAUAACAGAUCCUUGCUGAAAGGAAAAAAAAGCCACACAGACAAAAUCUGAUAUAUGUGGAAUAUAUAAGAUAUCAAAUAUAUAAAUAUAUUCUUUUGUUACAUCUAAUCUUGUAUUUAUCAGAUAGUUUAUAACAAAACGUGAAUGUAAAGUAUUUUAAACGUAACUGUCCAGAGUCAUAACAUGGUGUUUGAUGUAUAGCUAAGAGGAACUAUUAAGAAAAAAUAUUCUUCAGUAUAACCCUGGGCUCCUUUGUUACAUAUCUAUGUGAACAAAGACACCCUGGCUUGGACUAUGUUUACAGAAAUACAAUGUACAAUACCAACGUCCUGUUGAGUGUGAGUGACAACUAUCCAUGAAGAAGUCUCAAGUAUUCAAACUAUGAUAAUAAAGAAUUUCUUCUAAACACA
Notolabrus celidotus (New Zealand spotty) is the source of this 4209-nucleotide messenger RNA. RefSeq names its product solute carrier family 6 member 2 (gene slc6a2). Gene Ontology annotation, molecular function: norepinephrine:sodium symporter activity; dopamine:sodium symporter activity. Bases 654 to 2525 code for a protein of 623 amino acids. Gene Ontology annotation, cellular component: neuronal cell body membrane; neuron projection; presynaptic membrane. The record is from RefSeq and is a predicted model, not a curated record. The transcript is spliced from 14 exons. NCBI's taxonomy places the organism in Eukaryota, Metazoa, Chordata, Actinopteri, Labriformes, Labridae. Gene Ontology annotation, biological process: sodium ion transmembrane transport; dopamine uptake involved in synaptic transmission.